UGCCGCCACCGAACCAGAGGCCUCUCUCCUCGCCGGGCGGCCCCUCGCGGUGCCGGUCGGUAUUUGGGUCAGGCGCGGCGCGGGCAGCCCCUGUGGGUCCUGUCGGGCGCGGCUAUAGGCGGUGGGAGCGGCCUUUCCGCCUCCCUUUCUCGCUCGGCAGCCGUGGAGAGAGGAUGGGGAAGUGCCGAGGCCUCCGCACCGCUCGGAAGCUGCGCAGCCACCGCCGGGACCAGAAGUGGCACGACAAGCAGUACAAGAAGGCGCACCUGGGCACGGCGCUGAAGGCCAACCCCUUCGGGGGCGCUUCCCACGCCAAGGGCAUCGUCCUGGAGAAAGUGGGGGUAGAAGCCAAGCAGCCCAACUCUGCCAUCAGGAAGUGUGUCAGGGUCCAGCUCAUUAAGAAUGGCAAAAAAAUCACAGCUUUUGUCCCCAACGAUGGCUGCCUGAACUUCAUUGAGGAGAACGACGAGGUGCUGGUGGCCGGGUUCGGGCGCAAGGGCCACGCCGUGGGCGACAUCCCGGGCGUGCGCUUCAAGGUGGUCAAGGUGGCCAACGUGUCCCUGCUGGCCCUCUACAAGGGCAAGAAGGAGAGACCCAGGUCGUAAAUCCUCACCAGCCUGACAAGAACACCAAUAAAAUCUUUGGUUUAAAA
Prinia subflava (tawny-flanked prinia) is the source of this 652-nucleotide messenger RNA. It is a transcript of the gene RPS23, whose product is annotated as ribosomal protein S23. Gene Ontology annotation, molecular function: structural constituent of ribosome. The record is from RefSeq and is a predicted model, not a curated record. Gene Ontology annotation, biological process: translation. The transcript has 4 exons. NCBI's taxonomy places the organism in Eukaryota, Metazoa, Chordata, Aves, Passeriformes, Cisticolidae. The coding region runs from base 174 to 605 and encodes 143 amino acids. Gene Ontology annotation, cellular component: ribosome; cytosolic small ribosomal subunit.